This is a messenger RNA of Periophthalmus magnuspinnatus, 745 nucleotides long. RefSeq lists its product as uncharacterized. Gene Ontology annotation, molecular function: coreceptor activity. NCBI's taxonomy places the organism in Eukaryota, Metazoa, Chordata, Actinopteri, Gobiiformes, Gobiidae. The coding region runs from base 1 to 645 and encodes 214 amino acids. Gene Ontology annotation, cellular component: cell surface; membrane; signaling receptor complex. Gene Ontology annotation, biological process: regulation of G protein-coupled receptor signaling pathway; intracellular protein transport; protein localization to plasma membrane. The record is from RefSeq and is a predicted model, not a curated record. The transcript is spliced from 5 exons.
AUGGCAACGUCGUGGUCCCCUCUGUCCCCUCUGUCCUCCCUGUCCCCCUUUUUCCUCUAUGCGCUCGGGAUGCUGCUCUUCACAGGUGCUGUAAAGUCUCAAUCUGACAACUACACAGAUGUUUUGAUCAGGCUGACGGAUGAAACAGUGACAGCAGUCAGCAAUGGAACAACUUUUAAUUUAACUUUGAAGGACGAAGUGGACAGCAAUGUAACUCUUAUUACAGAGGACAAUGAGGCGUUCCAGGACUGGGAGGAUAUUCUGCCGCCGGGAUUGUGCCACCGGGAGACCCUUCAUCACUUUAGUCAUGAUCUUUGUGUUCAAGUGUUUUAUGUGGAAAUGAUGAAUGUGAGUGAGGACAAGUGGUGCAGCAUGCAAGAAAUCAUCAGACCGUACAACGAGAUGACUUUGUGCCUGGAGCGUGUGUCUAGGAUACUGUUUUGUUUCUACCCUAACACUAUAGUUGAGGAGCUUUUUCUACAAACCCACUCUCACUUCUUUGGGGCCUGCUUCAGAGAUGAGUUCACAGACCCUCCUCCGGCUCUGCUCCUCACCCUGACCCUGCUCUCAGUCGCUCUGAUCCCAGUUCUGGUCUAUGUGGUCAUCUGCAAGAACCAAAAUCAAGAAUGCAACAAGACUUUAUAGUUUGCAGUGUAUAUGCUGUAUUUUUAUGUCUGUGGUUUUCUAUAUCAUAAAGAACACAAUUAUUAACAGUGCACAGUGUUGAACUAAUUAAUAACUGGUU